This is a messenger RNA of Lontra canadensis (Northern American river otter), 439 nucleotides long. RefSeq names its product chromosome unknown C1orf189 homolog (gene CFAP141). The transcript has 4 exons. Lineage: Eukaryota; Metazoa; Chordata; Mammalia; Carnivora; Mustelidae. The record is from RefSeq and is a predicted model, not a curated record. Bases 27 to 332 code for a protein of 101 amino acids.
AGCUUGUGUCCCGCCAGCUUGUGGACAUGUCUGUGGGAAAGGUGACAAAAGUCGAAGAGGAUUUUCAAAGGGUCCUGAGAUUUAAGAAGAUGGCUGACAGGUGGCGAAACUCGCACGCUCGCUGUCUGUGGCAGACGACACUCAGCCAGAGGAGAAACCUGAAUGCUACCGUGAGGUUGCAGGACACCCUGGGACAGGAGUUGGCGCUGGCCAACAAGCAACUCCUGAUGGCCCGUCGGGCGGCCCUGCGCGCGCUGCUGGAAGCGGAGCAGCGCCGGUGGCAGCGGGAGCUCGGCGAGGGCGGCAGAGCGCGCUUCGUGGAGAGACUCUGAGCGCAUCGGGAGCUGCUCGGAGCGGCGCGCGCGCGGACAGACGCUCGUCCCUCGGUCCCGAGUCUCCGUUUCUCUGAACUGUGUUAAUUCGUGGCCAUAAAUACGAA